AUGUCUUCUUCAUCAGCUCCUGGCACAAAUUUCACAGUUACUGAGGGCAACCUGACCGGACCUGGAGUUAAUCUGGGCAUGCUUUCUUUGACUGCUGUUAUAUGCAAUCUGGUUGUUAUUUUACUCGGCAUCAUCACCUGCUCCAUUAAUACGCUAAUGAUUCACAUAUUCAACAAACAUCAAAUCUUCAGGUUCAACCCUCGCUACAUCCUUUUCAUCCACUUGGUGCUAAACGAAACACUCCAGUUGAUACUCAGCAUUUCCCUCUACCUCUUUGCCAAUUCCUACUUCACCAUCUAUGUCUCCCUGUGCAUGCUCAUCCUCCUGCCGGCUAUUCUCACCACCAGAAACACUCCGGUGAAUCUGGCCUGCAUGGCAGCAGAAUGUUACAUCUCCGUCUGCAUCCCCCUCCGCCAUGGAAACAUAUGUACAGUUAAGAAAACCUACAUUGCCAUUGGCAUUAUGUGGGUGAUAAGCUUGCUUACUAUUCUGCCUGAUAUCUUUAUUCUUUUCAUUACUGAAGAGCUGCAUUUUUUGAAAACAAGAGUUUUCUGUGACAGGGACAGAGUGUUCAGAAGCAGCGACAGUAAAAAUAAGAGAGAUGCGUCCCAUAUAUUUUUUCUGGUGGUUGUUUGUCUCAUUCUGUUCUACACUUAUUUCAGAGUUUUGUUUGUGGCAAAAGCUGCAAAUUCUGAUGCUAAAAAAGCAAGAAACACUAUUCUGCUUCAUGGUUUUCAGAUGUUGAUGUGCAUGACGCUGUAUAUGCAAACUUUACUGAAGCAGCUCCUUAUAUACUUGUUUCCUGGGCAGAGAAUUCCCAUACAGCAUACUAUUUUUAUAUUAAUCCAGAUCAUUCCUCGCUGUCUAAGUCCCGUUGUUUAUGGGAUACGAGACAAAACUUUCAGAAUGUACUUUAAGAAGUAUUUUAUAUGUUUGCAAGUAAAAGCAAUAAGGGUACAAACCUAA
This is a messenger RNA of Poecilia latipinna (sailfin molly), 966 nucleotides long. Its product is annotated as olfactory receptor 1J2-like. Gene Ontology annotation, biological process: G protein-coupled receptor signaling pathway; detection of chemical stimulus involved in sensory perception of smell. The record is from RefSeq and is a predicted model, not a curated record. Gene Ontology annotation, molecular function: G protein-coupled receptor activity; olfactory receptor activity; odorant binding. Lineage: Eukaryota; Metazoa; Chordata; Actinopteri; Cyprinodontiformes; Poeciliidae. Gene Ontology annotation, cellular component: membrane. The transcript has 2 exons. Bases 1 to 966 code for a protein of 321 amino acids.